Messenger RNA from Thrips palmi, 3482 nucleotides. RefSeq names its product iroquois-class homeodomain protein IRX-2 (gene mirr). The transcript is spliced from 6 exons. Gene Ontology annotation, cellular component: nucleus. Gene Ontology annotation, biological process: regulation of transcription by RNA polymerase II; cell development; neuron differentiation. Gene Ontology annotation, molecular function: DNA-binding transcription factor activity, RNA polymerase II-specific; RNA polymerase II cis-regulatory region sequence-specific DNA binding. Bases 564 to 2429 code for a protein of 621 amino acids. Lineage: Eukaryota; Metazoa; Arthropoda; Insecta; Thysanoptera; Thripidae. The record is from RefSeq and is a predicted model, not a curated record.
UCGAGGCCGUCCCAGGCCCUCCCCGACCCGUCCGUGCGCGCCGAGCAGCGCGCAUCAGCGCAGCAGCGCCGAGCCGGGCCGCGCCGCGUCUGACAACCUAACCUCAACGCGCGUUGCCGCGAGUGUGCGCGUGUGUGUGUAUGUGUGUGGCCGCAGCAACAAGGACUACUUCUCGUGUGUGACAGUGUGCAGCAAGACGUGGUGACAGUGCGUGCGUGUGUUUGUGAAGUGCAGUUUAAGUGCAUCAGCGAAAGGCCAGUGCAGUGGUUGUGAUCUCUGUGGAUACCCUCCGUGCUGGAUGUACUCGAUUCUGGAUAUUCUUCGGCCGCAGUGACCCGGCCUUACGCUUGAGAUAGGUGCGAUAGGAGCUUCGAGUGGACAAACAUGACGCGCAGCAAUUAACUAAGUGCUCGCCAUGGGCAAGAGGGCCCGGUGGUGACCCCCCGGUGGUGACCCCCGGCCUGGCCGUCGCCGCCCUGGCCGCCGCCCCGGCCGCCGCCAUGACCGUCCACGCCGAGCCGCGCUGAGAACAAGUCCAAUCAUAUGUGGGCCGCCCCCACACCAUGUCCCAGCUGGCCUUCCGAGGAUCUCCACAUAGCCAGCCUCCCGGACCAGUGACCCCGCCGCCCUCGAGUGUGCUGUCUGGCGCCCGCUCCCCCCUGCCGUCGCCGCCGACGCCCCAGGACCGCGCCGUCCAGCCGCCGCUGCACCCGCACGCCCAGCACCCCCUCCUCGGGCUGAGCGCGGGCCUCAGCAUGGCCGUGACCACCAUCACCGGGCCGCCGCCCGCGCGCUCCGCCGCCUCCCCGCCGGACUCGGCGCACUCGGCGCACUCCGCGUCGUCGCGGUGCUACGACUCGGGCGCCGCGAGUCCCCCCGAGUCCGCGGGUCGGACGGCGGAGGGGCUCGCCGGCCUGCCCGGCGCCCCGGGACUCAGGCCGCCCCCGGCCGGCGGGCCCGGCGGACGGUGCUGCGACACCGGCCGGCCCAUCUUCACGGACCCCAUCACCGGGCAGACCGUGUGCUCCUGCCAGUACGACCUCCUCAGCUACCAGAGGCUGGCCUCCGCGGGGGCCGGCCUGCCGCUGUCCAUGUACUCGUCGCCCUACCCCGAGGGCAUGGCGGCGUACUUCCCCGCGCUCGGCGCGGACCAACCACCCUUCUACUCGUCGCCGGCCGGGCUCGACCUCAAGGACAACCUGCCGCCCGGCGCCGGGGCCUGGCCCUACCCCUCAGUGUACCACCCCUACGACGCCGCCUUCGCCGGCUACCCUUUCAAUGGGUACGGCAUGGACCUCAACGGCGCGCGGCGGAAGAACGCGACCCGGGAGACGACGUCCACCCUCAAGGCGUGGCUCAGCGAGCACAAGAAGAACCCGUACCCGACCAAGGGCGAGAAGAUCAUGCUGGCCAUCAUCACCAAGAUGACGCUGACGCAGGUGUCGACGUGGUUCGCCAACGCGCGGCGGCGCCUCAAGAAGGAGAACAAGAUGACGUGGGAGCCGCGGAACCGGGUGGAGGACGACGACGACAACAACAACGACGACGACGACGACCGGGACGAGAAGGCCAACAAGGAUAACCUAGAUUCCAAAGACUCGGGCACGGCCAGCAGCGAGGACGGCGACCGGCCCACCAACACGCGGCCGGCCGGCGACACGGGCUCGGAGUGGUCCGAGUCGCGGGCGGACUCGGGGCCGGACUCGCCCGAGCUGGUGGUGGAGCGCGACAGGCCGCCCUUCCCGCACCCGCUGCACCCGGCGUACCACGGGCUGCCCUUCCCGCCGGGCCGCCUGCCGCCGCCCACCACCCCGCCGACCAGCACCACCACGCCGGGCGCCUCCACGCCCGGCAAGCCGCGGAUCUGGUCGCUGGCGGACAUGGCCUCCAAGGACACCGACGCGCACCACGCGCUGCCCCACGGGCCGCCGCCCGGACACCCACCCGGCUUCUACCCGAGCCCGGGGAAGCUCAUCUCCCCGCUGGCGUCCAGGGGGGUGGGCCCCGUCGGCCUGCCCCACCCGCACCUCCACCCCGCCGCGGCGGCCAUGCACGCCAACAGCUUCGCGGCGCGGGCGGCGCAGCAGGAGUUCUACCGGUCCUUCUACGGCUCGGCGGCGGGGCACCCUAGCAGCGCGGCGCUGCUUGAGUCGUACUCGCGGACGUUCGGCGCGGCGGGAGUGCCCGCCAACGGCGCGCCGCCGCCACCAGGCAUCAACAUGAACCCGGCGCUGUCCUCCGUGCUGUCCAAAGCCGGCAUGGCCGCAGUGGCUGCCGCCGUCUCGGGCGCCGACGGACACCCUCUCAACGGCAUGGCCUCCUCGGUCAACCCCGGGGCGUCGUCGUCGUCCUCGGCGUCGUCGGGGUCGUCGGACACGAUGCACGCCAAGCUGGCGGCGUCGUCGCCAGUGCCGCUGAGUAAGGCCUGACCCAGGGCCUCGCAAGGCUUGGCCCUGCCCAUCCACCCGGUGGCUCUGUCCGCCAGGCGCCUGUCGCAACAGGCAAACGUGCUGUGAAAACUGUAUGCUCUUUCCCCGAGCGGGGGCGAAGGGCGAAACCAUCUAGUUACCGAUUAUAAAAGCGCGCGCCGCGCGUUAGAGUAUUUAUUAUGUGAGUUGGGUGGCGGGAGGACUCUUGGACAGGAACAGAGCGGGGACCUCUGUGUUGCCAGCAGGCGGACACUUCGUGUGAGAGCCCACGUGAGAUGAAGAGAGACUCUUUCAACUGGUUUUUGCACACUGGAAGGGGGGGGGAUAAGGGGAUAAAUUAUGUUAAAUAAUUUGUGUUUCGCAAUUAAGUCAUGAUUACGAAAACCUAUGUUCUGGAAAAGUAUUGCAAUGUGAGCCGCCGCACUGCACGUCAGAAUGGCGUGGUGGCGGUCUAGGGACUAAUUCAAAAGCGAACGCCAAAGCAUUUCUAGGAUACGUGGAGGACAAUAAUUGUUUUGUAAACGAAAUUUAAUCUUUUUACAGAAUGUAAGCAUUUCGGAUCGGUCAGAAAUUAUCAAUUUAUGCAAAUUUCCAAAGGUUCACUGAUUAAAUUAUUAUGUUCCAAGUUUAUCUAUGAAAAUGAACUGUACAUUACAUGUAGACGUGCAAAUAAGCAAAACUGUUUUGUAAGUAUCAUUGUAAUCUAUACAAUUAUGAAUGCCUCUCUGCUCUCAUUUGUAUAUCUUUGUUGCUUAAAUAUAUUUAUUUGUGGUUGUUGAGAGUACAACAUUUAUAUAUAAAUUAUGUUUUGUAUUUCACAUAUUUGAAUGUACGUGUUGUAUAUCUCGAACACACUUUGUUGUGAUUAGUCUUUUGUUUCACACGAAUGAUCUGCCUUGUUUGAACGGGUGACACGUUGUUUCCCUCUUUGUUGGUCUGUUUUUAUUAUUCUUCGGUACACCCGAUCACCUUUAUGUAAGUAUAUGUACUUAUGUGUCAAAGAUGAACGUACAUAGAAUAAACGCAUUAUGAGUGAUGAGAUAUAUCUAUAAA